This is a messenger RNA of Rhinolophus ferrumequinum (greater horseshoe bat), 1624 nucleotides long. RefSeq names its product triggering receptor expressed on myeloid cells like 1 (gene TREML1). The coding region runs from base 332 to 1372 and encodes 346 amino acids. The transcript is spliced from 7 exons. Gene Ontology annotation, cellular component: plasma membrane. Gene Ontology annotation, molecular function: transmembrane signaling receptor activity. The record is from RefSeq and is a predicted model, not a curated record. Lineage: Eukaryota; Metazoa; Chordata; Mammalia; Chiroptera; Rhinolophidae.
AGCACGCUGGAGCUUUCCUGUCUUGGGAGCCUGGCCUUGUCUCUUUCCUGCUCUGCCAUGUCGGAGACAGCCGCCUGGGGACUCCAAUCGUCAUUGGGGUUCCCUGCCUUGGACUCUCUGAACUUAAGGGUGUCCGUUCCCGAGCACUGAGCCAACCAGGCUUUGGAAGAGUUCCUUAUCCCCACCCAUGGAGGGCCCAGCAGUGUCUGCCUCCCACCCCACGGUCACCGAGAGCCCCAUGUGACUGUCUGAGGCAGAUGUUUCCUGCCCCCAGGGGAAGGCUGUGUCAGUGCCCAGGCAAGUCCCAGAGUUGACAUCUCCCUGCCCAGCCAUGGGUCCCAACCUGUUCCUGCCGCUGCUCCUGGGACUAGCAGGCCAGGGCUCAGCUGGCAGCUUCCCCGAGGUGCUGCAGGCACAGGUGGGGGGCUCCAUCCGGGUGCAGUGUCUCUACCGACUCCAGGACAUCAGGGCUCGGAAGGUGUGGUGCCGGUUCAUGCCUGACGGGUGCCAGCCCUUGGUGUCCUCAGCUGUGGAUCGCAGAGCCCCAGGGCACAGCCGCGCCUUUCUCACUGACCUGGGCAGCGGCCUGCUCCAGGUGGAGAUGAUUGCCUUGCGGGAGGACGAUGCCGGGGAGUAUGGCUGCGUGGUGGAGGGACCCACUGGACCCCAGACGUUGCACAGAAUUGCUCUGGACAUCCUCCCUGCAGCCCCUGGCCUGAAAGAGGAAGACGAGACCUACAACAUUGGCAGUCUGGCCGACAGCUCCUCCUCAGACCCUGCAGGCAGUGCCAGCCCUCUGGAACCCAGCAAGGACGACAAGAGAGCUGCACUCCUGUGCCACUGCUCUGGGAUUCCUGGCAAGCAGCUCCCGACUGGGUUCAGGGCCAAGCUCUUCUGUCCCUUUGUGUCCCUCAGCAUCCCCUUGAUCUGGGGCACUGUGGUCCUGCUGGGCCUGCUGGUGGCUGCGGUGGUGCUAUUUGCUGUGAUGGCCAAAAGGAAAGCAAACAGGCGCGGUGUUUGUGGCCGAUCCCAGAGCAGUGGAAUUUCACACAUGGUGCCCUCCUCAGCGCUCCACACCACCAGUGACUCUGGACCGGCUGCAGAUGUGCCGUUGGGCGUACCAUAUGUGAGGCUCGACUCACCGCCUUCCUUUGACAAUACCACCUACAGCAGCCUACCUGAGCCCCCAUCAGGGAAAACCCCACCCCCAGCCCCGUCCUCACUGCCCCCUCUGCCUUCCAAGGUCCUGAUUUCUUCCAACCCUGUGACAUAUGCCACAGUCAUCUUCCCUGGAGGGGACAAAGGUGGCAGGGCCUCCCGGGAGCCAGCCCUAGAUGCUGCUAAUAGCCAGACGCUACCUCUACCUAGCUGAGCUGCUCACCACACUGUGCGCUCACAGAGACCGCCCCGGGGCUCCUUCUGUGCCCCCACUCACCCCGUCAGCCCAGGCCCUAGAUCCUCAGCACAUCAGAGCAACGAGGUGACUUUAGGAUCUAAUCUAUGUCUUGACAUUCUGACCUAAAAAGUGAUGAUUGGGUGUGACUGAGGUAUCUUGGGGGAGCCUUCCCCACCCCCCCACCCCCAUGCUGGUUCCUCUGCCAUUACACCACUGAGCGAAAUAAAC